Molecule: messenger RNA, 686 nt
Organism: Camponotus floridanus (Florida carpenter ant)
Lineage: Eukaryota; Metazoa; Arthropoda; Insecta; Hymenoptera; Formicidae
Exons: 2
Coding region: 253-597 (114 amino acids)
Source: RefSeq, a predicted model, not a curated record
UUAUCAAAUUCCGCCAUUUCGAACGGAAGACGGGUUUCGUCUUUCUUGGUACGGACGGGGUUGAUUCCCAGCGUCAGUAUUCUGUAAUUAUAUAUUUUAGGUAUUAUAUUAUGUCUUCCUUGCGUUUUCGUCUUUCUUAUCUAUUACUUUUCUUGACUAACUCCGCGGUUAGCUUAUUCUUUGCUGUCACUUUCUUGUUAUAUUUCAACGUGAAAGGUUAUUUUUUGCUUCUCUCUUUUUUUUUUUUUUAUCAUGUGUACGAUUUUAGAAAAGUUUAUUAAUGAGGAGUGUCUGUUGGAUUUUAUUGAGUUGACGUCGCGAGUGCCCGCUGAUGAAAGGAUAUCACUUCCUGAGCCCUUCGGUCAAGCUUGUGACCGUGUAUAUUCACGGGGACCAUAUGGUUUGUCGGUGCGAGUGGAUUUAUCCACCGGCACUCGACAGGUCCGUUUGAAGGUGCCCUGGGAACCAUUGGAUCUUCCUGGGCUGUGGGCCCGUCUUCGUUUCCAGCGGCAGCUGGACAGUUGCAGCUUUUGGCGGCUGGCCUGUGAGCGCCGCGCAGGCCGUAGCGGUGUGCUGCAGCCUCUUUCUCGGAGUUAAGGAGUUUUACUACAGUCCUUGAUCUCGGCUAUCCCAUCGCUGCCACCAAAAUGUUGUGCCCGGCACAGGGUGUGGGGUAGCCGGGAGAG